This is a messenger RNA of Hydractinia symbiolongicarpus, 1217 nucleotides long. RefSeq names its product zinc metalloproteinase nas-4-like. The record is from RefSeq and is a predicted model, not a curated record. Gene Ontology annotation, molecular function: metalloendopeptidase activity; zinc ion binding. The transcript has 6 exons. The coding region runs from base 588 to 1217 and encodes 209 amino acids. Gene Ontology annotation, biological process: proteolysis. Lineage: Eukaryota; Metazoa; Cnidaria; Hydrozoa; Anthoathecata; Hydractiniidae.
UAAAGAAUUUACACAUUCUUUAAUGAAAAUGAAGUUAUGAACGGAUGUGACAAUUAAUUAAUAAACUAAUAUUAAUUAUAAUUAUAUUCGCGACAGUUUGAAAAACAACUUUUCACGUUUUCUUUGCGCAUCCUACGUUACAUAACUUCAGUAAAUUGUGUUAGCGCUGAAUUUUAUGGAUGAUUCUGGACGAUUUUUCUUUAUAUAUCAAAAAGUAGUCCAGAAAUUGAGUUGGAAAUUGGGAGCAUCCUCAAAAAUCUGAUCAUAUUUUUGAGGUUAAUUUACAUUUUUCGUGUUUUUAAACAUUUUUUGUGGAGCCUGCCUGAUCUUUGCAGUGUUUGUUCCUUGACAUCAGCUUGACCAAGAAUUUAUUUUUACAAAAACAAUACACAUCAACAGUCCCUAUGAUGUUCUAUGAGUGGAGUUCAAAGGAGUUUACACCUUUUUUUGUAAUUACUCAUUAAUUUAAUAAAAUUUAUUUUUAAGUGUGUGUUAUGAAUCAUUAACCAAUAAUUAAGAGAAGAGCUUUCUUUUUUCUUAUAAAAGAAAUAAAAUUUAAAAAGUUUUUAUAAAUCCAAAAUGAGAAGAUGGUGUGUUGGACGUUGGUGUGCGUGUUGACAUGCAUUCUCGCCGGUGUGACUGGAAAUUUGGAUGAAAUUAUCCGGAUCAAUCAAAACGCGCAUGUUAUUGGAGACUUACUGGACGGCGAUGUCUUUAUGCCAACAAAGAAUACAUCAGAAGGAGAGCAUUCACGACACAAAAGGGAUGUGCAUAUAUUUGGAAGAUGGUUCAAUGCUAUUGUUCCCUUUACAAUGGAGGAGGACAAGUUCGACGAUCGCGAGAAGAAGGUAAUAUUUGACUCAAUGGCCAUCAUAGAAGCUGUCUCGUGUGUUAGAUUUGUGACCAGGCAUGAUGAAAGGGACUAUAUAUUUAUCACAAGACUAGGAGGAUGUUGGAGUCCUAUUGGUCGACAAAUUGGCAAACAAGCUUUAUCUAUUGGUUACGGCUGUGUUUCAGAAAGUGUCAUUGUGCACGAGAUGUUGCACGCACUUGGAUUUUUCCAUGAACAUCAAAGACCUGAUAGAAAUGAUUAUAUUGAAAUACUUUGGGACAAUUUGCAGACCUCUGUUUGGAAACAAUUUAUCAUACAUUCCAACGUGGCAACUACACUAGACUUACCCUAUGACUAUUACAGUAUUAUGCACUACGGAAAGUAA